AGGAAUUCUUACAGUUGGUUUCCAGAGGUGGUCGACGCAACACGGAUAUAUAUCACAGCAAUGAAAAUACUCACGCUGACGUUAGCUUUAGUUUUAGCCGUCAUUUCGGAAACCGUACAAGACGAUGAGGGAAAAGCAGUUAGGGCAGUUGUUAAGCUCCCUACCAAGUGCAAGGAAACCAAAUACAAGGAGAUGUGCAAGUUCUACAAGAAAAUAGUACCAAUUUACGAAAACGUAGAAAUUUGGAGGCUGGAGGAUCAGAAACCUAUGGUGACCUUCUACGGCGAUCGCGACCAGGUGGUUGACGAUGUUCCCAUUUGGAUUUUGCCCAAGGAUGAAUGGGAAGUUGUUUUUCUAGACAACGGACUGAACGUCAGGAAGGAGUUCAGGCAAUCGCAUCAGCCACCAGCUAAUGCAGGCCAGUGUGGAGCAGAAGCGCCGGUCACUGUGCCAAAAGCCAAAAAAGAGGCUGGCAAGAAAGGACAAUCGAAAAAGGAAAAAACAGAGUUGUGAUUGAUAUUGAAAGAAAAUUGUAUUUUUUUUUAACUCACGCGUCAUAUUUUAUUGACCUGAAAUUGUAUCAAAAGAAGUAAAAAAAGAGAUGAGACAAAGAACAAA
Molecule: messenger RNA, 618 nt
Organism: Cloeon dipterum
Lineage: Eukaryota; Metazoa; Arthropoda; Insecta; Ephemeroptera; Baetidae
Exons: 4
Coding region: 61-513 (150 amino acids)
Source: RefSeq, a predicted model, not a curated record